AGUCUUCCAUAUCCUCUAAGAAACUCAUUACUUCUCUUUGAAAGAUACUGUGAUAUGGGUUUCCGUUUGCCUAGAAUUGUUAAUGCUAAGCAAAGUCCUCGACGAUCUUCAUUGUCUCGAAACGGAGCAUCAGUGGUCGACGUUCCAAAGGGGUACUUUACAGUUUAUGUUGGUGAAGAACAAAAGAAGCGUUUUGUCAUUCCAUUAUCUUACUUGAACCAACCUUCAUUUCAAGAUUUGUUGAGUCAAGUAGAAGAAGAAUUUGGAUAUGAUCAUCCAAUGGGUGGCAUCACUAUUCCUUGCAGUGAAGACCAUUUCCUUGAUGUCACUUGUAGCUUGAAUGGCUCAUGAACCAGAGGGAUUAGUGUUUAGAAUAGAUGGUAUAGACAUAGAAUUAGAUAAGUACAGAAUUG
Cucurbita moschata (crookneck pumpkin) is the source of this 413-nucleotide messenger RNA. Its product is annotated as auxin-induced protein X15-like. Gene Ontology annotation, biological process: response to auxin. Lineage: Eukaryota; Viridiplantae; Streptophyta; Magnoliopsida; Cucurbitales; Cucurbitaceae. The record is from RefSeq and is a predicted model, not a curated record. The coding region runs from base 55 to 351 and encodes 98 amino acids. The transcript has a single exon.